GUUCAGUUUCAAGUCCAUCCACGCGAGGAACGUGAAAAUAUUAUUGGCACACCCGAAAAUGUUUCGUUUUCUUAUUGUGAUAUGGUUUAUUCUUUUGCCUAGUGCACUAUUGCAAACUGAAAAUCCAUACAUAUGUGAAGAAACUGUAACGGUUGAGUACACUGCCAGAGAACGUUUGCCAGUGGAGGCCUAUGGAUCAUUUGCAGAAAGUUUUAGGAAAUAUGGUAUUCAAGGUGCAAUGCAAGAUGUGUUGAAAACGAGGCUGGAGGUCCAUAAAGUUUGCUGCCCGGGGUAUGAGGACACAAAUCCAUUGAAUCUAAGCUGCCAGGCGAUUUCAACGACCACAACAGAGUCGUCUGACUUUUAUGAUGAAACAACUACAAUUAAUGAACUGUUCCAAAGUUUCACCAGAGAGCAAACAGGAUUCGAUCAAUGGGUUAUAAUAUGUGGUGCUCUCUUAGUUGCCACUGCCUUCGUAGCUCUAACAUUGUUGACUUGGCACUAUAUAAAACAAAAAAGGUUGCGCAGGGCUAUGGAAGGAAACGACGUUGGCAAUGAACUUGAUGCACGCACUGCUUUAUUUGCUGAGACAUAGAAUUUUGAGAACUAUAAAAUAAAUUUAACAAAUAAAUUUUUACAAACUUUCCAGUAAAUAAUAUAUAUUAUAUUUUGAAUUCGGCGCAAUUGAAUAAUUAGUAUCAUGCAAACUAUGUAGUUUCAUUACAAAUGUAAUUCAUGCAUGAAUCAUCGCUCAUUGUUGAUAGCAAGAGUAUAUUUUAUAAAUACACAUAUGUAUACACACAUAUAUAUGCAAGAUAUCUUAUGUUAUAUAGUACAUUCUAGAAGGCAAUGAAGCCGCACAGCUCCGUAUUGGCAACUGAGAAAUUUAGUUACUCGUACAUUGAGUAUGCAUUAUUGCAAUCAUCGUUGAUUAUUUAACGCUAAAAAUGUCAAAGGUCUGGAUAUUCAUUUCAUUUAAUCUAUUAGUGAACUGCAUAAAUUGUGCAAAAGAUCCUCAUAUGUGCGUCAAAGA
Messenger RNA from Drosophila sulfurigaster albostrigata, 1033 nucleotides. RefSeq lists its product as uncharacterized. The record is from RefSeq and is a predicted model, not a curated record. NCBI's taxonomy places the organism in Eukaryota, Metazoa, Arthropoda, Insecta, Diptera, Drosophilidae. Bases 59 to 595 code for a protein of 178 amino acids. The transcript has 3 exons.